UCUCUCUCGCCUUGAUGAAGCUGUAGCAUUCGACGAUCGGGUAACGUCUCGGAGCAUCUCUCGCCGGCCAGGUGCCGCGUCGUGUGGACAUUCAUCGUCGCUGCUCCCUCCCCUCUUUCUGUACGCCCGACGGACGCGACCUCGACCGAUGUGCCACUCUACCCAUCAAUUUCCGAUCAGACUCCAUGCGUUCAGCUAGCGGCCCAUCGUUUGAGAGAGAGGCCGCCAAUUGUUCCAGGAUAGCAGUGUUUUUGCGUGUGUGAGAGAAAAGCAAGCUCGGCGCCUGCGUGUCCAACACCCGCCAUGGAAUCGGAAAAUCCUAAUGGGUUCAAGCGGAACUCAAUGCAUCAGGGGUUAUACAGUCGGCCCGUGGAGCGCCGGCCCAGCAAGAAAUCGUCCUCCAAGGAUCGCCACGGCAUGGUCUACCCGGACAGUUUUCGGGACACGGGGAUCAGGACCGUGACGCCGGAUUCCAUGUCAGAAACAGGACAGCCCUCGCCCGCGUCCGACGCGGCGGAUUAUCGGACGGGGAGUUGUGCGGCAUCUCCUCGCUCGGCAACAGCCCGGACGCGGGCCCAUGAGGCCGAGCUGCGCCGCGAGAUCAACCCGUCCAAUCCUCUGGCAAAGGACGAGGACGGAAGACCACCACCGCCACCACCACCACCUCAAGAGUCGACGAGGGGUCAGCGCACCCGCUCGCGAACCACAACGCUGGAGGACCAGCGGACCGAUCCGGCCACCAAGGGCAGCAGAACUCGUCUGGGUUCCGUCACCGCCACAGUCCCCCCCCAAUCCAAGACCACCGACGAUGCCGUAGGGUCGAUCGGCUUCCCGUCCAUCCAGUCGCCCACCUUCUACGGCCAAACACGACAGCGAUUGAGCAAACCUUUACCGGGCAACCCGGCCAUCCUGGCCGGGAUCGCCCAGAACCCCGGUGCGUUGACCGCGCCGCUGUCCAAUGCAGACGCCUCCAAGAUCCUCCACCUGAUGAAAACCACCUGUGGACGAAUGCACGGCAUCCUCUUCUUCCGCACCUCUUCUUCCGCCGCGUGGACAUCCGGCUACUGCGCCAUCAACGUUGCCACGGGCAGCCUUAUUUAUCAGGCCAAGGGCGAGCCUGCCCUGGCCAAGACCCUGGUUCCAGACCUACGGGGCUGCAGAGUGCGGACCCUGUUUGAUCCGGAGCUGCAGGCCUCGUAUCUAAGCGUCUCGACCUUCACUUCAGGCCUGGGAAUCCAGCUGAGGCCGCACGUCAACGAAACCUUUGACUCGUGGCUCGCAGCGCUGCUUUGCUGGCAGCCCAUUCGGCCCAAGGGAGUCCAGAACAAAAUGACCAAGCCCCAGGUCGUCGCCAUCGGAGACCACCGUCUCACGACGGACAAACGGCGAAAUUCCGAGAGCACGGCCCAGAAAGAAGCCGCAAUCAUCAAAGUCGGCAAGAUGCUUCUCUGGGACAAGCCCAGUGCCGCUGGAGCCCGACCAGCCUCCGGUCGGCGGGUCUCGACCUACCGGCAACAGAGGGCUUUGUCUUCCUCGUGGCAAAGGGUGAGCUGUACGCUGCAGGAGAAUGGCCACUUCAGGCUUUUCACCGAGUCGGAUAUCAGUCCAGUCGCGUGCCUGGAGCUCUCCCAUCUAUCCCGAUGUGCGGUACAACAGCUGGAAUCAUCGGUGCUAGAAGACGAAUUCUGUAUCGCCAUCUACCCGCAGUAUGCAGCUCAUUCAGGGUCGGAUUCGGUCUCACGUCCGAUAUAUCUUGCCCUCGAGAGCCGGGUGCUCUUCGAGGUAUGGUUCGUCCUGCUACGAGCCUUUACGAUUCCAGAACUCUAUGGACCAGAGGUUCCCACCACCACCACUUCUAACAAAACAACGACGUCCACGACCACCACCACGACCACGACGACAGAGGAUUCGGGUAAAAAGGAGGCUGCUGCAUCUCCUUCCCCUUCCCCCCCUACAAAGGACAUGUUCCGGAUCGAGCGACUACUCUCCAUUCGCAUCACAGAAGCAAAGAUGCUUCGCUCAAAGGAAGAUACUCCACGGAGUAGAAAACAAUCCCGAUCCCAUGGCCAACCCCUUACGUCAUCUGCGGCCAGCGACUAUUACACAGAAGUAUUGCUGGAUGGCGAAAUCAGAGCGAAAACCACCGUCAAAUAUCGAACUGCGAACCCGUUUUGGCGCGAAGACUUCAUCUUCAAUGAUCUGCCACCGGUUCUCUCCCAGGCAUCCAUCCUGGUAAAGACACCCAACCCGACCCAGAGAGAUUGGUCCUUGAUCUCUCACGGAACCUAUGCCUUUAGCAAAGAGGCCAACGCCCUGAGGAUGUUGGAAGAUCUGGAGAUCUCCUCGCACGAUGCCACGGUUGGACGAGUGGAUGUUCGGCUCGAUGAUUUGGAACCGGGCGUCGAUAUGGAAAAGUGGUGGCCGAUUCUUGAUGAGAGGGACCAGUCGAUGGGUGAAUUGUUCAUGAGGGCCCGGAUGGAAGAGACGGUGGUCCUGAUGUCACAAGAGUAUCAGCCCAUGUCUGAGUUACUCCACUCCUUUAACAACAACCUCACCAUCCACAUGGCCCAUAUCCUGUCCUCCGAACUCAACCAGCUGGCCGAAACCCUCUUGAACAUCUACCAGGUAUCGGGACAAGCGGUCGAGUGGAUCUCCUCCUUGGUGGAAGAUGAGAUUGAUGGCGUUCAUAAAGAAUCGACUGCCAACCGACUGCGGUACACCACGCGGAUCCAUUCCAACGAUUCCAAGGAGUCGGCCAACCAAGACCGAGAGGUCCUUGUCCGGGAUAUGGGGCGAACCGCCACACUCGAAGCCAACCUGCUCUUUCGAGGCAAUUCUGUUCUGACCAAAGCCCUCGAUCUCCAUAUGCGGAGGCUGGGCAAGGAAUAUCUCGAGGAAACCAUUGGCGAGCGACUGCGCGAUAUCGAUGAAAGUGAUCCGGACUGCGAGGUAGACCCGGCUCGUGUCCAUCGCCAAGAUGACCUGGACCGGAACUGGAGGAAUCUCAUCGCCCUGACUACCAAUGUCUGGAAAGCGAUCGCGGGCUCUGCGUCUCGGUGCCCACCUGAGCUCAGGCUUAUCUUCCGACACAUUAGAGCCUGCGCUGAAGAUCGCUAUGGCGACUUCCUGCGUACCGUCACCUACAGCAGUGUGUCUGGCUUCUUGUUCCUGCGAUUCUUCUGCCCUGCUAUUCUCAAUCCGAAACUGUUCGGGCUGCUCAAAGAUCAUCCUCGUCUUCGCGCGCAACGUACUCUUACCCUCAUCGCCAAAGCGUUGCAAGGAUUGGCAAACAUGACGAACUUUGGCAACAAAGAGCCGUGGAUGGAGCCGAUGAACAAGUUCUUGCAGACCAAUCGGUCAGAGUUCAAGCAGUUCGUGGAUCAUAUCUGCGCGAUUCCUGCCGAUCGACCGACCCCGAUUGUGUCCCCGUCGUACGCGACACCGAUCCAGAUCCUUGGAAGGUUACCCGCGACCUCGCGGGAAGGGUUUCCCAGUCUCCCGUUUCUGAUCGACCACGCCCGAAGCUUUGCAAACCUCACGGCCAUCUGGCUAGAGGCUGCUCCAGAGCGAUUAGACGAGCUCGACGAGAUUUACCCGGCAGUCAAGAAUUUCCACGAGCUGGCGCUCAGUCUGCGCCAACGCACUCGGGAAUGCAUGAGUGGCGCAGAACCGGCCGAGCGGCCGAGCGGCAGCCUGGAACUCAAGUGGGAGGAACUGGUGGACUCGAUGGAAAAAUCGGCGGCGACCGAGGCGACCGCUCACGAAGACGGGUCCUCCAGCAGCAAGCCGACGACACCCGGUACCGAGACGAGAGCGACGAUGCCACCCGCCUCGGUGACGACCUCAGCUUCGGUGACGACCAGCCACCGCAACUCGAUAGGCUACUUUUCACACCGGCCGUCGCUCCCUCGUCGAUCCACGGACUACGCUCCAGAAGGCGAUGACGACACCCCGCCGAGCUCCUCCUCUGCGACCUGGGACCAGAGCCGUGUCCCCUUCACGAUCCCGCGCUGGUCAGACCCCCGAGACAGCACGAGCAGCUCGAAGAACUCGUCAACCUACUCGCUCGAUUACUCCGAGACUUCCAAGGCUGCUCGCCGGUCUAGUGUCUCCCGUGAGUCUUCUAGCAAAUACCGCUUCUUCGACUUUGUCCCGGCGCCCUCGAGACGCAAAGCCAAGGACCGCGAACAGGCCCAACACCAGUCGCGUGAAGAGCUGCGUAACGAAUUCUAGCAACUACCGAAAUAGGGGGGCGAUGCAUAUUCUCUUCGGAAAUACUCUAUUUCUUGCCCCCUUGUUUUUUCUUUCUUUCUUGGUUUUCAUCAUUUUGCCUAGCUGCAGAACUCCUUCACUUUAUUCUAUCCAA
This is a messenger RNA of Penicilliopsis zonata CBS 506.65, 4366 nucleotides long. RefSeq lists its product as hypothetical. Gene Ontology annotation, biological process: regulation of GTPase activity. The record is from RefSeq and is a predicted model, not a curated record. Lineage: Eukaryota; Fungi; Ascomycota; Eurotiomycetes; Eurotiales; Aspergillaceae. The transcript has 3 exons. Bases 304 to 4233 code for a protein of 1309 amino acids.